This is a messenger RNA of Parasteatoda tepidariorum (common house spider), 2254 nucleotides long. RefSeq lists its product as uncharacterized. Gene Ontology annotation, biological process: transmembrane transport. The record is from RefSeq and is a predicted model, not a curated record. Gene Ontology annotation, molecular function: monocarboxylic acid transmembrane transporter activity. Lineage: Eukaryota; Metazoa; Arthropoda; Arachnida; Araneae; Theridiidae.
UUCCCUAAAAGAUUCCCUAAGAAAUGCAAGUGUAUCGUCAUAAAACUUUAAUCUGUUAUCUCUUGAAGGAUUGAAGUCAACACUGGCAUGGGAAAUAAAAUAAUCAGAUAGUCGCUUUUUCUUAAAAGUAGAGAUGUAUGUAGCCGACUUAUGCGAAAUAUAACUCGAAGUGUGCUAUUUUUAUUAAUUUAUUUUUUAUUCUUUAAAAUGAUUUUAUGAAUUUAUUGGAUAAAACCAUACUUAUUGUCUCGGAAAAACAGAACUGGCUUCGUCAUGAAAAAUAAGGCUUUCAACACUUGGAAGAGUUGGCUAAUUGCUGUGGUAUGCUGCAUUGUUUACUGCUUGCUAGUACUUGUGUAUAGACUGUCAUCACUGUUUUAUGCUGAACUAAUUGAAAUAUACAACGUAGAUAGAAAAACAGCUUCUAUACCCUUUGUAGUUAUGGGAUUUGUCAGAUGCUUUUCAGGCUUCAUCUUUGGAGUUCUGGGUGAAAGAUUUGGAUUACAACGAAUGGUUUACCUGGGUUGCUAUCUAUCCGUGUUAGGAGUCGGAGCUAGUUAUUUUGCCCAUAACAUAAUAACUUUAUCUGUAACUCUAGGAUUGAUUUAUGGUUUUGGAUUUACUGCAACAGCAUUAUUACCCAAUAUCAUUAGAGAACAUUUUGACGCAACUGCUACAACUCUAUCAAAUGGAUUAAUUGGUAUUGGACCAUGCCUCACCGCAAUAGUAUUUCCCGGUCUUGUAAUUUAUUUUAUAGAAGAUUAUGGUGUGCCUGGCUCAUUUUUACUUUCAUCUGGUGUGAUAUUAAACGCAAUUCCUUUUAUCAUGAUACUUAAACCGAGAAAUAAGUUAACAAAAUUUCGUAAAACAACCAUGGACAUUGAAAAAAGUGAAUCACAUAAUAGCCAAGACAAAACUGUGAGUGGUUUUGAAGACUUGGAUACAUCAUUCAAUAAUGAAGAAACCAUCACAAAUUUAAACGCAAGCAAACAAAAUGAAGAUAAAAGGCAAUUGAAUCUAUGUGAGAAAAAAAUUGACCUUAUUACUGUAACUACAACUUUCAAUAGAAAAAAAAUUCCAAAAUGUUCCUUGCAUAAUAAAGAAGGCUGUCAUUGCAUUAAUAUAUCGUCUAAAGAAACUAAAAAUAUGCCUCAAAAUAUUUACCACCAGAAGGUCUUUGAAGAGUUUUCUAAUCCAUCAGCAAGUAAUGUAGAUAAGCAACCAAAAAACGUAACAACAAAUAUCACAAAUUCUAAACAUACUAAUUCCCAAGAACUAAAAAUCGCUUGCCAACAAGAUGAUUCAAUGGAUAAAAGAAAUAAAGAAGAGAAAAAGGGUUUUUUCUAUACUUUUAAUGUGUUUAAAGAUUUAACAUUUAUAGCUCUAAUACUCGUUCAGGGUUUAUUAGCCUAUACUUUUAAUAUAUGGUUGACUACCAUGAUUGACUAUUCCAGAGAUAAAGGAAUUGAUAGGAGUUAUGAAAUAUAUAUUUUGGCACUAAACCCUAUAACGGAUAUUGCAGGCCGUUUAGGUUUAGCUUGGGUGACAGAUAAAGGUUUCCUUACUGUCCCUAAUUAUUGUGCACUCUUGUACAUUUUGUUGGGUCUUUCAAGCAUUUGCAUCGCCCUAGCAAGAGAUUUUGCAAUAAUGACUUUAGGACUUCUGGUCAUGACUUUCGCAAUAGGAGCGUUCAUGGGAAUUUAUCCAGCCAUGAGUUAUGAAUUUAUUGAAAAGGAUAAACAGGCAGUCUCUAUUGCUUCAAUUGGUCUAGCGUAUGCCCCUCUUGGUUUUACCGUUUCUCCUCUAAUUGGAUAUUUCAGAGGACACCUCGGGUCAUAUGAUGGACUCUAUUAUUUACUUGCAGCUAUGAACUUUGCCUGUAGCUUAAUUGUUUUAAUGCUGCCUAAGCUGGCCAACAGAAGAGAAAGGAUGAAAGCUGCAGCAGUUGAAAUAGUUAAUUGACAUAAUUAAUAAGAUUUGGGCAAUAUUAGCUCAUUUUUAAACUUAAGUAGUUUUUUCAGUUUUUUAAUUGUUACUAGUCGACAGUGAUGGGCUUUAUUCGUGGAAAUUUUAGUCCUGACUAAUUAAUCCUAAAAUUUAGCCAUUAUUCAUUAAUCAUUAUGCGAAUUUAUAUAAAUUUUAAAUAAUGAUUGAUGACAAAAUUUAUUAGUCUUGACUAUUUCUUAUGAAUAAUUUUUUAAGUAACGAAGCAAAUAUUAUGUUAUUUUCAAUAAAUGUCAUUUCAUUUCGCUAA